AUGACGCCACUAGAUGUUGCCAAAUCUAAAAAUCAGGUAAAGUGUCCAACAUCAUACAGGGUUGCAAGGGACAGACUUGAAAUGUUAUCCGAGGCACAAGAUAGAUUGCAAGGCACAGUGGCGCAUGAUGAAAUUGUAAGUAAGACCAGACAUCGGGGAUUGAUUCCUAAGUAUGAUGGUCCAUUUGAAGUGGUGAAACGAGUGGGCGAAAUUUCUUAUAAGUUGAAGCUGCCAAAAAGGUUGAAAAUCCAUACAACUUUCCAUGUGAGAUUCUUGAAACCUUACUUCGCAGAUGCAGAUGAUCCGGAUAGAAACACGUCAAAGUGGGCUCCUCCCUUAGUACCUACACAAUAUGUUGCUAAAAUUGAGAAGAUCAUUGAUCACCGGGUUUCGGGCACAAGUAAGAAAAAUACUAAGACAGAAUUCUUUGUUCAUUGGAAAGGAAAGAGUGCAGCGGAUGCAGUUUGGGAGAAGGCAAAAGACUUAUGGCAGUUUGAUCCUCAAAUCAAGGACUACCUUUAA
Messenger RNA from Solanum lycopersicum (tomato), 522 nucleotides. NCBI's taxonomy places the organism in Eukaryota, Viridiplantae, Streptophyta, Magnoliopsida, Solanales, Solanaceae. The record is from RefSeq and is a predicted model, not a curated record.